CUACAUCUCCCAUCAUGCACCGGGCCCCAGGGUGCUGGGCUCAGCCUGAACCCGGAGACCCGGCUGACCUCGCGCUGCAGGAGGGAUAGGGGGUGAGAAGCGGAACGCGACGGUAUGGUCUUACUUUCUUGCCCACCGCGAGGGUCGCGGCCGCCCAUAACCUAACAGGCCUUUCUGGCUCCAGCCUGCCCCCGGCACCGCUACCACGGGCCUAACAUGGCCGCUGGUACAGGGACCGGCCUCACGCUCACAGCCGGGCUGAGGUCCGGGGCCAGGGCCUGCUCCCGGCAUCCCUCGCGAGUGCGGCGUGGGCUCCCUUCCCCCAUUUCCUGGUCCCGCGAGAGGGAGACCCUCGGGCUUUGAGGUAGCAUGGCCCAGGGCUUGAUUGAAGUGGAGCGAAAGUUUGUUCCAGGACCUGGCACAGAGGAACGGCUGCAGGAGUUGGGAGGCUCUCUGGAGCACCAGAUCAUCUUCAGAGACACCUACUAUGACACCCCUGAGCUGAACCUCAUGCGGUCUGACCACUGGCUUCGACGACGAGAGGGUAGUGGAUGGGAGUUAAAGUGCCCCGGAGCAGUGGGUGUCUCAGGAACCCACACUAAGUACUUGGAACUCACGUCGGACCCUGCGAUUGUGGCCCGUCUCUGUCAGGUGCUAGAAGCCGAGGGGCUGGGGACUGGAGGUGUAGCAGCUGUGCUGGGUCCACUGGGGCUGCAGGAAGUAGCUAGUUUUGUGACUAAGCGGAGCUCCUGGAAGCUGCUGUUCUCUGGAACUGAUGAAGAGGAGCCACCGCUCAGGGUGGACCUGGAUACAGCUGACUUUGGCUACGCAGUGGGUGAGGUGGAGGCCCUGGUACGCGAGGAAACUGAAGUACCCUGUGCCCUAGAGAAGAUCCAGAGCCUCAGCAAAAUGCUUGGUGAGGGAGACAGGCUUUCUGUGCUUUCCCUGCUCCCCACCUGCUGCCUUUUCUGGAGGUGUGCCAGCACAGGAGAGGGCACCUGCCAAGCUCAUCGUGUACCUACAGCGCUUCCGGCCUCAGGACUAUCAGCGCCUGCUCCAAGUAGAUAGCUCCAGAGAGGAGCCACAGGGUACUAAACAUCCUGACAGCAACGUGGGCUAGGGGCUGUCGCUUCCCAGAAGGGCAAGAGAACUCUAGGUUCAGUGGGGUCCACACUGGAUUCACAGUGCCUCUUUCCUUCUGAUGUGGGCUCCUCUCUCUCCAGCUCUCCCUCCAGCUCUCCCUGUUCUUUUACCCUGUCCUUAGUUACCCCUCCUGGAGCCCUUCCUGGUUGCCUUCUCUCCCUCAUCCGUCAGAUGCAAUCUAUGGGUCGCCCCUCUCCCCUGGCCGCUAAGCAGCCUCCAUUGAUUUCCGCUCGUGUUUAUAGGAUUUCCACUUAGCCGUGAUCAGUAGUUAAGCACAGGAAAAUCCCUUGCCACCCCCCUCCCUUGGUCGAUGCCAUUGAUUCUGCCAGCAGCUCUGAAACCGCCUUACAGCUGAGUUAGAGAUGAGGGGAGGCAGCAGGGAUUUCCCUGCCUUGGGGUGUGGGGAAUAGCAGCAGGUUGGGAAAGGGUUGGGAAUUCUUGUUAGAAAUCCAGAAAUUCUACUUUGAUUUUUGCCACAGUGCCCAGCUCUGGCCCAGAGGGUAGAGCGCCUCUUGUGGCAGCUAAGGGACAAAUGUGUUCCCAGACCUGGGAAGAGGUAGAAAGGAAGCCCU
Chinchilla lanigera (long-tailed chinchilla) is the source of this 1715-nucleotide messenger RNA. It is a transcript of the gene Thtpa, whose product is annotated as thiamine triphosphatase. The record is from RefSeq and is a predicted model, not a curated record. Bases 370 to 1068 code for a protein of 232 amino acids. Lineage: Eukaryota; Metazoa; Chordata; Mammalia; Rodentia; Chinchillidae. Gene Ontology annotation, biological process: thiamine metabolic process; thiamine diphosphate metabolic process; dephosphorylation. Gene Ontology annotation, molecular function: magnesium ion binding; thiamine triphosphate phosphatase activity. The transcript is spliced from 3 exons.